AGUGACAGUAAAAUAAAUAAUCUAAGAAAUCCUCAGUAAAUCUAUUUUAAAUAAUAUUCAAUAUAUUUCCAUCGUGAUGAAUGUCCUGUGGAGACGUGGAUAUGUACCACGCUAUUUAAAUCGAGCAAUAUGCAAAGAAAUUAGACCUGUAACCUCACUCUAUGUCAGCUGUUUUCACAACACAGUAGGAGCAAGAACAGACCUACAAGCUUUAAAACCACUACACUUAUCAUACAGAGCAAUUCGAUAUAAAUCCAAAAAGAACAAAGAUGAUGAUUCAGAUGAUGAGAACGUUGACAUUCUUGAUGAUGAUACUUCUUUGACAAAGGAUUCAAAAGUUGUUAAACUCAACACUACUUCGCUGAGAAUGGAUGCAAUAUUGAAAUCUACUUUAGGGGUAGCAAGAAACAAAAUAGAAAAGUUAUUUUAUGAGAGCAAAAUUAGAGUCAAUGGCAAAAAGGUUUUAAAGAAAAGUAUCCCGGUUCGAAUAGAUUAUGAAAUUGAUGUCAUAAAAAGUGUCAGUCCCAAAAAUCCAGCCCAUUUGUAUGUGGCAAGAAUAGAAAUAUUAAACAUAGUAGCCAAAGAAGACAGCAUAGCAAUUACUGCAAGACGAUUCAAGAACCUUCUUAUAGAGAAUUACAAAACAGAUCCAUAUAAACCAUCCACAGCUGACGAAGAUAAAUAAAAGUUGUAAAUAGUAACAAAUUUUUAUUUAUAACAAUAGCAUUAAAUAUUACAUAGGGAAAAGUGUCA
This is a messenger RNA of Pararge aegeria (speckled wood butterfly), 753 nucleotides long. Its product is annotated as mitochondrial transcription rescue factor 1. Gene Ontology annotation, molecular function: RNA binding. The coding region runs from base 77 to 685 and encodes 202 amino acids. NCBI's taxonomy places the organism in Eukaryota, Metazoa, Arthropoda, Insecta, Lepidoptera, Nymphalidae. The record is from RefSeq and is a predicted model, not a curated record. The transcript is spliced from 4 exons.